Capsicum annuum is the source of this 1479-nucleotide messenger RNA. Its product is annotated as transcription factor MYB1. The record is from RefSeq and is a predicted model, not a curated record. The coding region runs from base 139 to 1197 and encodes 352 amino acids. Lineage: Eukaryota; Viridiplantae; Streptophyta; Magnoliopsida; Solanales; Solanaceae. The transcript is spliced from 3 exons.
GGGGGGGGGGGGGUUUGAAUAUUAAAUUGUUAUACUAUAAGUAUAUGCAUAUUGAAACUUGACAAAUGACAAUUGCCAAGUGCUAAAGAUCAUCUCAAAUUCACAAGACCAUAGUAUAUUUUAAUUUGUAUAGAAAUUAUGGGUAGAAAGCCUUGUUGUUCUAAAGAGGGAUUAAACAAAGGUGCGUGGACUCCGAUCGAGGAUAAAAUUCUAAUAGAUUACAUCAAAGUUCAUGGUGAAGGGAAAUGGAGAAAUCUUCCCAAUAGAGCUGGUCUUAAAAGAUGUGGAAAGAGUUGUAGACUAAGGUGGUUGAAUUAUCUAAGGCCAGAUAUCAAGAGGGGAAAUAUAAGUCCAGAUGAAGAGGAUCUCAUAAUCAGACUUCACAAGCUUCUUGGAAACAGAUGGUCUCUUAUUGCCGGAAGGCUACCAGGACGAACAGACAAUGAAAUCAAGAACUACUGGAACACCAACAUUGGAAGAAAACUUCAAGAAGCAAAAGGUUCUGGUCAGCCAAAUCGCGUAACGUCUUCAUAUCGUCAGCGCAAUCGCUCUAGUCAUGCCAAAUCAGCCAACCCAAGCCCAAUUACCCAACUACAGCAAAAUAAUCAAGAACAAACAAUUCAGCAAGAUUCAAAUUGUCUACUACAAACAGACGUUGGACGUGAAGGAUCAUCGUCCUCCUCCUCCACCUGUUUGGUCGUCUGCAAUAAGGCAAUUCGGUGCACUAAGAUUUUUAUCAGUCCACAAAAUACUGAUCAGUCAGUCAAUGAGAUUACUCAAAUUGAUAACAAUGACAAGGCAAUGACAGAGGAAAACGCGACAACUAAUAUUGUAACAUCCUCAUCAUCGUCAUUGUCCGAGCAACAACAACAACCGGUAUCAGAAUCAUAUUCGCCAACAAAUUUGUCCGUAGAAAUGGAGAAUUAUAACUUCAAUUUCAUGUUUGGUCUCGACGUUGACGAUCCUUUUCUUUCUGAACUUCUUAGUGUACCUGAUUUACGUGACCAAAUUUUGGAAAAUAGUACUAUAAGUAGUACUGUUGAUGCUGGUGAUGAAGUUGGAGAUUGUAAUAUCUCCGUCAAAAAGGAAAGGCAAAGGAGCUAUUUUCCUCCAAGUUCUAGUCAAAUUUCAAUUUUCUCAGAAGGGACGCAACACAACGAUUUGGAACUUUGGAUCAAUGGGUUCUCUUCUUGUUAAUUAUUUGAGAUUUGUUGAUAACACUACUCAUGAAAUCGUUAUUAGUGUCAGUUUCAGAAUUUUGAAUCAGUACUGAAUUCUGUUGUUUAUGUAUAUAACUAUUUAUUUCUUGUCACAUGUGAAAUGUUGUGUCUAUGUACUAUCUAAAUUCACCCUAUCAUGUACUAAAUGCUCUUUGUAAAUUUGAAUUAAUGUAUUCGAUAAUUGUGGGGGGUUGGAAAACCCUACAAGACUAUCUUUCUUAUUGGGUCAUUAGACGUUAUUCAGAAUUCAAAUUUAGUG